Messenger RNA from Equus caballus (horse), 948 nucleotides. NCBI's taxonomy places the organism in Eukaryota, Metazoa, Chordata, Mammalia, Perissodactyla, Equidae. The record is from RefSeq and is a predicted model, not a curated record.
AUGAGGCCUCAGAACCAGAGCAGAGUGUCCAAGUUCCUCUUCCAGGGGCUCCCUAUCCAACCAGAUCAGCAGAACAUGUUCUUUGCCCUUUUCCUGAGCGUGUACCUGACUACAGUGCUUGGGAACCUGCUCAUCAUCUUGCUCAUCAGGCUGGACUCUCGCCUCCACACCCCUAUGUACUUCUUUCUCAGCCACUUGGCCUUCUCUGACAUUUCUCUUUCAUCUGUGACAGUUCCAAAGAUGCUCAUGAACAUGCAGACUAAGCAACAGUCAAUCCUCUAUGUGGAGUGCAUUUCUCAGAUGUGUUUUUUCUUAGUUUUUGCUUGUCUUGACCACUUCCUUCUUGCAGCGAUGGCAUAUGACAGGUAUGUGGCCAUCUGUCGGCCACUCCAAUACACAAUUGUUAUGAGGCAUGAGCUGUGUGUCUUAUUAGUAGCAGUGUCCUGGUUCUUCUCUUGUGCACAAGCCCUGUUGCACACCUUCCUCUUGGUCCAACUUUCGUUCUGUGCUUACAGUAGCAUCCCCCACUUUUUCUGUGACCUCACUGCACUCCUGAAGAUGAGCUGCUCAGACGUUUCCCUCAAUGAGCUAGUCAUCUUCACUGAGGGAGGAAUGCUUUUCAUCCUGCCUUUGAGCAGUAUCUUGGGCUCAUAUAUCCAUAUAGGGACCACCAUCCUGAAGGUUCCAUCCACCAAGAGAUUAUUUAAAGCCUUUUCUACUUGUGGCUCCCAUCUCUUUGCGGUGUCUUUAUACUAUGUGACACUUGCAGCUGUUUACUUUUUCUCUUCAUCAUGGGGCUCCAACAACAAAGACAUAAUUGCUUCAGUCAUGUAUGCAGUAGUUACCCCCAUGCUGAACCCCUUCAUCUAUAGCCUGCGGAACAGAGAUAUAAAACAGGCCCUAGAAAUAUUUGUCAACAGACUAUCUUCUUUAAGUGACAAUAACUAA